This is a messenger RNA of Vespula pensylvanica (western yellowjacket), 1290 nucleotides long. Its product is annotated as syntenin-1-like. NCBI's taxonomy places the organism in Eukaryota, Metazoa, Arthropoda, Insecta, Hymenoptera, Vespidae. The transcript has 8 exons. Gene Ontology annotation, molecular function: protein binding. Gene Ontology annotation, cellular component: cytoplasm; plasma membrane. The record is from RefSeq and is a predicted model, not a curated record. Bases 363 to 1271 code for a protein of 302 amino acids.
UGCGUAAUGAACUGAGAGCAUGAAAAAAUCAAUUAUACACUAAAAAUUUAUUAUAUAUCGAAUAGAGAAUGCAAUUGUGAUCUACGUUGAUGCAUCUGUUAUAGUUGAUGUUGCUGACGUAUUAGAUAAAGUUUAGAUUUGACAACACUGGAUAUAGUACAAAUGUUAUCGCAAAUUCUGAAACAGUGUCAGUUGAGUAUGAGUCAAUACAAGAACUAUAUGCUUCACUGAGUGUGUACGCAUCGAACGUACUAAUAACGCACUUUAUCUCAGUAGUUUUUUGACAGUUUGUCCUUCUUUACAAGUUUUACAUAUAUCAACGUUUAUUCUUGGUUUACAAGUGUUAAUCAAAAACAUACAAAAUGUCUUUCUAUCCGACUCUGGAAGAUAUGAAGGUGGAUCAUAUGAUGAAAGCUCAAAUGCAAGAGGAAUCUCAAUAUAUUACUCCGCCAUCAAUUGAACCUAUGGCACCUUCUGCUCCUGUUUUUGAUUCUUCUCCAUCUGGCCCUAUAUAUCCUUCUUUAGGAAAUUAUAUGGGUUUGGAGUUAAGCAAUGAAAUAAUUUCAAAUAAUUUACCUGAACAAAUUGUUUCUACCCAAACAAAUAGGGCAGGAAUACUUGCAGAAACAUCCAGAAUAUCAUCUGGUAUGAUAGCACCACUUUCUGGACAAUCUUUGGGUCUGCAACGAGCACAAGUUACAAAUGGGAUUAGAGAGCUAACAUUAUGCAAAGAUAAAGAUAGAAAAGUGGGCCUAAGAGUACAUUCAGUAAAUAAUGGUAUCUUUGUAUGUCUUGUAAGUCAAGAUUCUCCAGCUGCACUUGCAGGAUUGCGUUUUGGUGAUCAAAUUUUAAGUAUUAAUGAUGAAUGUAUAGCUGGUUAUACAAUGGACCAAGUGCACAAACUGUUUCGUAAUGCUGAUGUUAAUGGUAUUAAAGUUGUUGUGCGUGAUAGACCAUUUGAACGUACUGUAACUAUGCACAAAGAUAGUUCUGGCAACAUGGGAUUUCAAUUUAAAAAUGGAAAAAUAAUUGCAUUAGUAAGAGAUUCUUCAGCUGCACGAAAUGGAUUAUUAAUUGAUCACCAGAUACUAGAAAUUAAUGGCAAGAAUGUGGUUGGGUUGAAGGACAAACAAAUUACAACAGAAAUAGAUAAUGGUGGAUAUGUUAUUACAGUUACUGUAAUUCCAUCAUAUAUUUAUGACCACAUGGUUAAAAAGAUGUCAACCAGUUUAUUAAAAACAUUAAUGGAUCAUUCUGUGCCAAUUGUAUAAAGAAUUACAACCUACAAAU